GGGGAGGAGUCAGCACGCGACGACCGGCGAGUCCCUCCUGCGGUCAGACGCCGGGCCUGCUUUUGUUGGCGUGUGUGACCUCCCGGCUGGACCUCGUGGCUGCCAGGUGCUGAGAGACGCGGCUGUGGGUGGACGGAACAGGUCCUGUGCUGCGGAGAGCUGGUACCUUAAGGUGCAGAUUGGGAUUUUGGAUUUCUGAAGCCCUCUCCAGUGUUAGCACAUCCACGAUGUCGGGUGUGCAAUCAAAAGCGGCCAGGCUUCAAAAGGAGCACAAGGAAAAGUUCUUAGCAGACACGGAGAGGGAAAUGGCCUCCUCCGAGGAUUUAAAGUACAACCACGUAUCGGCAGCCAUGAUGAAGAAGUUUAAUGCUUUAAUGGAAAUGCAAGACAUGAUGUUCGUGGAGAUGAGAGAAAGCCUUAAAAAUGACCUAAAGGAAAUGCUGGUAAAACAUACGCCACCUGAGGUGAAGAGUUUGCAGGAGAGCGCGCAGCAGGAAGGAAACGAGUCCGCCUCAGAGAAAGUGGAGGAGGGAAGUUCUGAAACAGAUGAGGACACCGAAAACCUCUCGGUGAAAAGCGAGGAGAAGAGCCAGCUGAGUAGGAAGCAGGACAAAAAACAACCCAACAGCAGCCGCGGUGUGAAACCAUCACCAGAGAGGAUGGGAGAAGCCCAGCAUCAUGUAGAUGAGGGGUGUAGAGAGAGCAGGGGCCAUGUAGACCUUCUAGAAGGAAAGGACCUGGAGAAUGGGGAGAAAGAAACAAGCCAUGGGAACAAAGAGAGCCUCCCAAAAGCCUCCGGAGAGGGCGGUGCGCCGGAAGAGAGAGCGGUCCUUAGGCUGGCUGCCGACUUCUCAGCCGCCACGCUGGAUGUUAACAGGCGGUGGGGCCGUAUCUUCCGUCUUCUGAAGGAGACAGAGCUGGAACCCGAGCUGCAGUGCUCAGUUAAGCUAGCGUUUAAAUGCGAUGGCGAAGCAAAGACUUUCUCAGACCUUUCCAGCCUCCGACAGUUUGCCAGCAGAAAGCCUUUUCUGCAAGAAUUACUGAAAGAUGUACUCCCACAAAAUGAAGCAAGAAAUGGAGGAAGAAAUCAGCUUCAAGAAAGAUUGGGUAAAACUCUAGGAGACACAAAGCGUGAAGCUGGGAGAAUAGCAAGCGAUAGCUUGAGCUUCCUCUUCAUCAACGAGGUAAACGUUGCUAGCCCAAACAUGAAGACUUCUCAAGAAGAAACAUUGCAACAGAAGGAUAAAGAAACCCUCGCGUUGGAGAGGCAGGAGGUCUCAAGGCUAGAGGAGGGAAAAGUCCCGGAGGUGGAGGGAGAAGAAGAAAGUUCAGAGGGAGAGGCCUCGGAUACGGAGUAUGAAGAGGGUUCAGAGUUGGGGGAGGAGGAGGAGGAGGAGGAGGACUCAGAGUUGGGAGAAGAAGAGGGCUCAGAGUUGGGGGAGGAAGAACAGACCUCAGGAGAGGAGGAAGAGAGAGAAGAGCACUCAGAGAUAGCGAAGGAGGAAGAGGCCUCUGUGCUCCAUGAAACACGAGGCUCAACCUUCCAGGGCCUUACUGUGGUAGAGGAGCAUGGAGUUGAGAAAAUCACCAGGAGCGGAGAGGAGAUUGGCUUAAUUAGUUUGGUAGUAGAUUCUGAAUCAGAAAAAGAAGGAAAUGUGAAGGAGACCUUCCAUGGCCUGAGAGAACUUGCCUUUAGCUACUUGGUUUGGGACUCUAAGGAAAAGAAGCUGGUCAAGUACCAAGAGGGAGGAACAGCUGCCAUGACUAGUCAGGGGAUCGGGACACCCUGCCUAACCUUGUACUUGGCUUCUCCGUCAGAAUCCCUAGAGGCAGGCGGUGACGGCACUAAAAGCCGCUCGUGUACAAGCCUGAGUGUUCCAUCACAAGUCACUCCACUUUUAGUGAACGUGGAGAAAGGGAGAUACAAGACCCCACAAAUAGAAGAGCUAACAGCCAAAGAAGCAGACUUGAUCCAUGAAACUGAAGAAAACUUUAGAAGAAGUGUGAUCGGUACUAUCAGACAGAUGCAAAGGGAGGUUGAAAAUAUUAAAAAACUUUACUUUUUCGAUGUCUUAAAUAUGAAGAGUUCAAUGGAUGAUCUGAAUUCCUUAGCCUGCAUGAUUGAAGCGAGAGUGAAUGAACAAGAAGAUGCGGUGGAAGGGCUGACUAAGGAGACCAUGCAACUGGCUAAGGAGAUCGUGGACAAAGAGAGGCUGAGAGAGAGAGAGGACAGAUUGCGAAGCUCCAACAUCCGAGUGAUAGGAAUCCCAGAAAAAGAAAACCGAGAAAAUGGAGCAGAGGACAUAAUUAAGGAAGUAAUAGAAGAAAACUUUGCCGAGCUGGAAGACCAGAGUCUCGAGAUCAUCUGUGCUCACCGAAUCCCUAACUCAGUGGAUGAGCACAGACUCACACCUAGACACAUCUUGGUGAAGUUUUGGAGUGCUGGUGACAAGCAGAAGAUCCUAAAAGCUUCUAGAGCAAAAAAAGAAAUAACCUACAGGGGAACAAAAAUCAGACUGACAGCUGACUUAUCACCCGGAACCAUCGAUGCGAGAAGCCAGUGGUCCGGGAUCAUCAAAGUUCUGCAGGAAGAAGGCUUUCAACCGAGAAUCCUCUAUCCGGCCAAGCUGGCGUUUGAUUUUAAGGGUAAAACCAAGGUCUUUUUUGAUAUUGAAGAAUUUAAGAAGUUUGUUUCUGAUAUACCCUUUUUGAAAGAACUGUUGAACAAUAUAAUUUAG
Molecule: messenger RNA, 2738 nt
Organism: Microtus ochrogaster (prairie vole)
Lineage: Eukaryota; Metazoa; Chordata; Mammalia; Rodentia; Cricetidae
Product: LINE-1 type transposase domain-containing protein 1
Source: RefSeq, a predicted model, not a curated record